Onychostruthus taczanowskii (white-rumped snowfinch) is the source of this 491-nucleotide messenger RNA. Its product is annotated as PHD finger protein 23-like. The record is from RefSeq and is a predicted model, not a curated record. NCBI's taxonomy places the organism in Eukaryota, Metazoa, Chordata, Aves, Passeriformes, Passeridae. The annotation marks the transcript as partial. The transcript has a single exon.
GGGGUGGAUUUUGGGGCGGGUUUGGGGCUCCCCGAUCCAUUUUGGGACCUUUUCCCCCCCCAGGACCCCCCCUGGCCCUCGUCCGGCCCCAGCUCGCCCCGUGCAGCCGGGGGGGACGCGUGGGGCUCGGCCCCGGCCGCGCUGCGCACCAUCGAGACCUUCGUCCGCAAAGCCAAAUCCUCCAAAAAACGCGCCCUGGCGCCCCCGGAAUCCGCCAUUUUGGACAAAAUGCGCCUCAAAGACUCCCUGUUCGACCUCCCCGCCCCCCAAAACAACCCGGGACCGCCCCCCCAAAAACGCCGGGAGCGCCGGAACCGCCGGGGGGAUUCGGGGCUGGGCGGCGGCUCCCGGGGCGGCCGCGAGAAUUCGCGGAUUCGGGUGAAAAAGAGCAAAAAGCGGCGCUGGAAAAAGGGGGACAGGGGCGUCUUGGGGAGGGGGUCCCCCAGCGAGGAGACGGAUUCGGAGGAGGAGCCGCCCUCCCCUCCCCCGCC